GUACCUAUUUUGUAGAAAAAUUUACAACAAAAGGAGCUAGCUUCCAAACUAUUUGCUAUUGCUUUUCAGACAAUUUGCUGCUGCUGUUUCAGAGCAGAGAAGUUGAUAAGAUGCUAGCUCCAGCAUGUAGCCUGAAGCCAAUAUGGCAAUAUGAGAGAUUCCAAAUCAAAAGCUCUUCUUAGAUAAGGCUUUUGCUUCUUGCUACACAGAGAAGCCAUCAUGAAUCUAUGUUAAUCUAAAAUAGAACUUCCUCAACAGAUCUGCUCAAAGCAGCUCAACAUCCUUCCAUCACACAAUCCCAUAUACAUUUACAAAGAGAAGUUUCAGAACAAAGAGAGCUCACAGAAAGAAACCAUAUGCAUGGCUCCUCUCACUCCAAGAGUGGUGGUGCCCAUAGAUGUGAGGAAGAAGCCAUGGGAGCAGAAGCUGCCCCUACACAACCGGUGGCACCCGGAGAUACCUCCGGUGGCUGACGUCACCGAAGGGGAGCUCUUCCGAGUCGAGAUGGUCGACUGGACUGGCGGCCAAGUUACUGACAAUGAUUCAGCAGCAGAUAUCAAAUUUAUGGACCUUUCGAUCACCCAUUAUCUUAGUGGCCCUUUGAGAGUUUUGGACCCCCAAGGGGUUCCGGCACAGCCCGGUGAUCUUCUUGCAGUGGAGAUCUGCAACUUGGGACCGCUCCCGGGCGAUGAAUGGGGUUACACAGCAACAUUUGAUAGAGAGAAUGGAGGUGGUUUUCUAACUGAUCACUUCCCCUCUGCAACCAAAGCUAUUUGGUACUUUGAAGGGAUCUAUGCAUAUUCCCCUCACAUACCAGGUGUUAGGUUCCCGGGUUUGACCCAUCCUGGAAUAGUUGGGACUGCGCCAUCAGUUGAGCUUCUAAAUAUAUGGAAUGAGAGAGAAAAGAAAUUGGCGGAGAGUGGAACUGGGUCAAUGAAAUUAUGCGAAGUUGUGCACCAGAGACCUCUUGCGAACCUACCGACACCCAGGAAUUGCCUUCUUGGAAAGAUAAAAGAAGGAACACCCGAGUGGGAACAGAUUGCAAAUGAGGCAGCAAGAACAAUACCGGGAAGGGAGAACGGAGGGAACUGCGACAUCAAGAAUCUCAGUAGAGGCUCGAAAGUGUAUCUUCCAGUGUUUGUAGAAGGAGCAAAUCUUAGUACAGGCGACAUGCACUUCUCGCAAGGCGAUGGCGAAGUUUCAUUUUGCGGAGCCAUAGAAAUGAGUGGAUUCCUUGAGCUAAAGUGCGAGAUUAUAAAGGGAGGGAUGAAAGAGUACCUGACACCGAUGGGCCCGACCCCUCUACAUGUGAAUCCAAUCUUUGAGAUAGGGCCAGUCGAGCCACGGUUCUCCGAAUGGCUAGUGUUCGAGGGAAUAAGCGUCGACGAAACCGGGCAGCAGCAUUUUCUCGAUGCCACAGUGGCUUACAAGCGCGCGGUGCUCAACGCCAUCGACUACAUCUCGAGAUUCGGGUACUCCAAAGAGCAGGUAUAUAUUUUACUCUCAUGCUGCCCCUGCGAAGGAAGGAUUUCAGGAAUUGUUGAUUCCCCGAAUGCAGUCGCGACCCUCGCCAUUCCUACUGCCAUUUUCGAUCAGGACAUACGACCGAGAUCAGGGAAGGUGCCACAGGGACCGAGACUAAUAAAAAGGCUUCCCGAUGUGCUACGGUGCAAAUAUGACGGAGAUCUACCGAUAACACAAAACCCAGGAGGGACUACAUAGAAUUGUCAUCGUUAAAAUGACACUUCUAUACAAAUCUCUCUGCAUUCGCAACUUGUUCUUCGUACAUUUGAAAUGUCGUCUAUAUGCGCAUAUCGAACUUUGUGUUACAGCUGAAUAAUUGUUGUAGAACGGAGAGUAUGUAUGCAUCUUCACUACAAAUAAAUAAUGUUUUUGAUUCUGAAUUCA
Messenger RNA from Ananas comosus (pineapple), 1908 nucleotides. RefSeq names its product formamidase-like. The record is from RefSeq and is a predicted model, not a curated record. The coding region runs from base 361 to 1722 and encodes 453 amino acids. Gene Ontology annotation, molecular function: hydrolase activity, acting on carbon-nitrogen (but not peptide) bonds, in linear amides. The transcript is spliced from 7 exons. Lineage: Eukaryota; Viridiplantae; Streptophyta; Magnoliopsida; Poales; Bromeliaceae.